Molecule: messenger RNA, 1707 nt
Organism: Symbiodinium natans
Lineage: Eukaryota; Dinophyceae; Suessiales; Symbiodiniaceae
Source: the annotation of a GenBank genome assembly
AUGACCGGAUCCGACGACGCUGCGCAGGCGCGACUUGUCGAGGCCUCGCAGCUCGCAGAGUCUGGCGACCUUAAAGCUGCGCAGCAGAUGCUGAAAGAGGCAGUCGCCGCGAAACUCAUCCCAUCUCCGCUACAGCGACAGGUCUUGGCGUGGUGGUCUGCAGGGGAGUAUGACGUGCUGCAGUCUGCCAAUAAGGCAGGACAGGCUCCGAAGAGGGAGCCGGCCGAACCCAAGCCGGACGACAUGGAGGCGCAGGUCGUGCGCCUCAUGAAGGAGAAACAGUGGUCGCGGAAGGAGGCGUGUCAGUACAUCGAUGAAGGGGGCCUGGACAUGGAAGCCAUGCGGGCGGAGAUGAACAACCCCAUGGAUGAAGCCUUCGAGAAGCUGAAGCAGCAGGGGCCGCCGCAGUGGUUUGUGGAGGCGAUGACGCUGCACAUUGAAGACACCAAGCCCUUCAUCUUUCACGUCUUGAUGACUGUGCGUUUGAACGAAAAUGGCUUCGUGUCCUGUGCUGCGCUCGAGUCUGCGACAAGCUACACGCCCAGUAUCAGUCAGAUGAAAACCGGGACUGGCCUAGAUGGAUACGACUCAGCUUCCGCCACGGCCAACAGCUACUACAACCUGGUGGUGGCCGUCUUGUCACCUGCCACGCUCUACGACCUCUUCUGUUACGCGGAGGACAGCGUCGUGAACGGGUUCACACUUAGCCAAAUUGCGGCCACGAAGCAGGUCGUUGCCACUGCAACGGGAGGUGACUAUGUGGCGCCAGUUUUCAGCUAUGUGCCACCGAAUUACGUCGUCGAGAGCACCGCAGUGACCGUCUACGUGCAGCUGAAUGAGGAUGGCACCGUUUGGUGCGUGGCGAAGGAGGAUUCCGGUUCUGGUACGACCACUCCGACGUCCGCAGAGAUCCUGCUCAACGCAAACGUGGACUCCUGGGCCACGACGACUGUGCAAGCGGCUAUGAGCUACCAGAGCUCCAUGCGAUUGGCAGGGCUGACGGAAGGUACUACGUACGAACUGUACUGCUUUGCGCAAGAUACAGCCGGAAACUACAUGGAUGGAACUCCAGCUUACGCGUCGGAUGUCAGCAAGAUCACAGCGACACGACUGGCUUUUCAAACCCUGGCGGUGUUCAUCCCAUCGACCCUGAUUGUGACGUCGCCGGGCCCAGUGCAAUACGCAGUGAAGCCGGCUGCCUGGAACAACGUCCUCCCUGCUUGCACUGCCGACCCACGGCGUGGUCAGCGUUGCGAGCGGGACGCGGAGAGCUGGAAGAAGGCGCCGGAGUACCUGAGCCACAAGCUGAUCAGCCUGGACUCCCACCCAUCUGACGGCUGCUUCGGGUAUCUUCCGCCGGCGGUUCCCGGUGGGGGCCCCUUCGUACUUCUUCUCCGUCGGGGGAAGUGCGCAUUUGCGCGCAAGGCCCGCCGGGCGAGAGACGCAGGAUAUGACGCACUGCUUGUGGUGGACCAGCAGCCCGUUCAGUACCUGAGCGCCCUCCCCGACAUGAUGGCGGACUCGAACGACAACCCUGGAAUACCCGGCUGGAUUCUCAGCAAGGCGGAUGGCAGCGCUCUGCUGGCGACUGUAUCAUCGCACACUGCAGGAUAUGUGACACUGGAUAUCACCGAUGUCUAUCGCACCCCAUCUCUGGGCAUCUACCAAAGCGACGUCUACGGCCAGAGGGUGUACAUGAAGCAGUGA